AUGACAAAACCAAUAGAUUAUACAAAAUGGAGUAAAGAUCAACUAAUAGCAAAACUUCAAAAACUAGAGAACCACACAUUAACUCCAACUAAAAAACAAAAAGAAUUUGACUGGACCAAACAUAAUUUUAGAUUUGUUGCUCUCAGGUUUGCAUAUUUGGGUUGGAAUUACAAUGGAUUAGCUUUCCAAUAUGAAGAUACACCCUUACCUACAAUUGAAGAGACUAUACUAAAAUGUUUAUCCAAGAUCAAAUUGAUUCCAGAACCUAUACUAGAAACUGAAUUUUCAAGAUGUGGAAGAACUGAUAAGGGAGUAAGUGCAAUGAAUCAAGUAAUAUCUAUAAAAUUGAGGUCUAACCUAACCGAAAAAGAGCAAGCAAAUCCAGAAUUGGAUGAUCAAGAAAUUGACUACCUUACAGUUAUUAAUGCAAAUUUACCACCAGAUAUAAAAAUUCAUUCAAUAUGUUUACGACCACCACCAGAUUUCGAUGCAAGAUUUUCAUGUAAAAAUAGACAUUAUAGAUACUUAUUCAAAGCAAAUGAAUUAGAUAUAGAAUUAAUGAAUAAGGCAGCUUUAUACUAUGAAGGAGAACAUGAUUUUAGAAAUUUUUGUAAAUUAGAUGGAUCAAAACAAAUUACAAAUUUUACAAGAUUCAUUUACAGUGCCAAAAUUAAACACCUCAAAGAUAAUUUAUAUUAUUUUGAUUUAAUUGGGACUGCUUUUUUAUGGCAUCAAGUUAGAUGUAUGAUUGCAAUUUUAUUUUUAGUUGGUAAAAAAUUAGAAAAACCUGAAAUAAUUUUGGAGCUAAUGAAUACUUCAAUCUACCCCACAAAACCACAAUAUGAAAUGGCAAAUGAUAUACCACUAGUGUUAUAUGAUUGUGAGUUCCCAACAAUGGAAUGGAAAACUUUCAAUAACCACUACAAGUUUCAUAAAUUAAUGAAUGGAUUUAUAGGUAUGGAAUAUGAUUUACAAAUAAAAUCUCAAAUGCUGGAAAUCAUGCAAAAUAUGUUAUUUAAAGAUGAUGAAGCUAUUAGUGAUAAUAUGGUACCAUUGGGAGAUGGUCUAUGA
Messenger RNA from Lodderomyces jiufengensis, 1071 nucleotides. RefSeq names its product pseudouridine synthase. Lineage: Eukaryota; Fungi; Ascomycota; Pichiomycetes; Serinales; Debaryomycetaceae. Gene Ontology annotation, cellular component: cytoplasm; nucleus. Gene Ontology annotation, biological process: mRNA pseudouridine synthesis; tRNA pseudouridine synthesis. The coding region runs from base 1 to 1071 and encodes 356 amino acids. The transcript has 2 exons. The record is from RefSeq and is a predicted model, not a curated record. Gene Ontology annotation, molecular function: RNA binding; pseudouridine synthase activity.